This is a messenger RNA of Pecten maximus, 1211 nucleotides long. RefSeq lists its product as uncharacterized. Lineage: Eukaryota; Metazoa; Mollusca; Bivalvia; Pectinida; Pectinidae. The transcript has 6 exons. The record is from RefSeq and is a predicted model, not a curated record. Bases 198 to 890 code for a protein of 230 amino acids. Gene Ontology annotation, cellular component: cytosol.
GUACUUAUCUUGCAUGUAUCGAGAUAACUUCCUUGAUAUAUGCGUCUUGCUGUCGCUCAAACUAUGACAAUGCUCUGCUGUGUCGGAUCCUAUCCGGGUUUAUUGAGAGGCCUGGUAAAAACCUUCUUAAGUUUGGAUUCAGUCAUGAACACAAUUUGCACAACAAUGAAAGAUUUGAUACAGGAUACGGACGCAAAAUGGCUCUAAGGAAUCCUAGAUUGUCUUCUCAUGUUAAUGGCAAAUUUAAGAAAUUCGUAAAAAAGACUGAUGCUGAACCAUUAUCCGAGAACCUGUGGAAUCAGACCGAAGGGAUCAGACAAGAAACAUUGCGGACAUAUUUUGUCCAGGGAAUAGGCAAUGGCGAUCUGAACCCUACAGAUUUUGGCGAAUUUAUGGUGCAGGACUCGGUCUACUGUCAAAAGGCCAAAGCAUCCAUUGAUAUCGCCGCUGAAAAGGCUUUCCCUGGGCCACUAAAAGAGUAUCUAUCAAAGGAGUCCCAGAGUUAUGAAAAGUAUUACAAAACCCUGUUUAAAAAGUGGCACAUAGAAGAUGCAUCGGGUAUUACCCUUGAUGAUGCCUGUAAGUCCUACGCAGCCUACGAGAACAAUGUCGCUGUCACAGAGGACACAAUCUACAUGAUAGUGGCUAUGAUUCCGUGCAUGAAGUUAUGGCCCUGGCUUGGACAACAGCUAGAAUCGGGAAAGAAGGGUGUUUAUGACGAAUGGUACAACGACAAUUUUGAUCCAACCUAUGAUGGAUACAAGGAGUUAGACAAGUUCGUCGAUGAUGCUGCUAUCACAGGGAGCAUUGACGCACAAAAGGCAUUAAAAGUGUAUGCAUAUUGCAUGUCCGGCGAAUUGGCCUUUUUUGGCUCGGUGCAGCACAAGUAGUUCACUACUUUUCAGACCUGUUAUUUAAGCAUAACGGAGUCUUGUAGGAACGGUGAACAUAUAUAUCAUUAUAUUGAAACAUAUAGCUUUUCCUACCACAAUUUCGUGGGGUUUUUCAACUCCCUAUACAUGAAAUAAUCAUUAUAACUAUUCAAUAACAAAUGUGUUUUGAUUUGUUUACACUUUGACCAGGACUAUUUUUAAUCACGUGGUUUAAUGCAUUUUGAUUUGUGCAAAUGAUGACACACAAAAGUGAUGAUUAUUUUUCAUAUAGAUAUCCAUCAAUGUAUUGCUUUGAAAAAUAAUAAACUUGCCGAUUUG